This is a messenger RNA of Pantherophis guttatus, 3418 nucleotides long. RefSeq names its product kinesin family member 3C (gene KIF3C). Gene Ontology annotation, cellular component: microtubule. The record is from RefSeq and is a predicted model, not a curated record. NCBI's taxonomy places the organism in Eukaryota, Metazoa, Chordata, Lepidosauria, Squamata, Colubridae. Gene Ontology annotation, molecular function: microtubule binding; ATP binding; microtubule motor activity. Gene Ontology annotation, biological process: microtubule-based movement; mitotic cell cycle.
CCUCCACCCACCCCUCCUUCACGGCGGGAUGAGCCGGCAUGGGUGGUCCGUGGUCCGAGGCGGGAUGCCGUGAAGGGAGCACGCCUUCAACUCUUUACCUAUUGUGAGAAGAGACGGUGCCGAGAACCGCAGCCCGCGCCAGCCUGUCAACUCCGCUGCCGCAGCGGAGCAGCCACCCAGCUCGCCACUCGGAGCGGAGAGAGGAGGACCUCAUGCCUAGAAACGGUGCUGCCGCUGCCCAGCCCUGACAGCCGAAGGGCAAGGAAAGAUCCCGGGAGCAGGGACCCCCCGUUCUCGGUUUCGCGAUGGCUAAUAGGCCCAGGGUCAGCGAGACUCUGAAAGUCGUGGUCCGCUGCCGCCCCAUGAACAGGAAAGAGGAAGCCACCGGCUACGAGAGGAUCCUGGACAUGGAUGUGAAGCUGGGCCAGGUGACUAUCCGGAACCCCAAGGCCUCCCCAGGGGAACUGGCCAAAACCUUCACCUUUGAUGCUGUGUAUGAUGCCACCUCCAAGCAGGCAGACCUGUAUGAUGAAACGGUCCGGCCCUUGAUCGAUUCGGUCCUGCAAGGAUUCAAUGGCACCAUCUUUGCCUACGGUCAGACGGGUACCGGGAAGACCUACACUAUGCAAGGGAUCUGGGCUGACCCUGAGAAGAGAGGCGUCAUCCCCAUCUCCUUUGAGCACAUUUUCACCCACAUCUCCCGUUCACAGAACCAGCAAUAUUUGGUCAGGGCUUCCUAUUUGGAGAUCUAUCAAGAAGAGAUCCGAGAUCUCCUGGCAAAAGACCAGAGUAAGAAAAUGGAGCUGAAAGAGAACCCGGAAACGGGUGUUUACAUCAAGGACCUUUCGUCCUUUGUGACAAAAAACGUCAAAGAAAUUGAACACGUCAUGAAUUUGGGGAACCAAACUCGAUCGGUGGGCAGCACGAACAUGAACGAGUACAGCUCCCGCUCGCACGCCAUCUUUGUCAUCACGGUGGAGUGCAGUGAGACUGGCCCAGAUGGAGAGGAUCACAUCCGGGUAGGAAAGCUCAACCUGGUGGACUUGGCUGGGAGUGAAAGGCAAAGCAAGAUGGGUGCCCAGGGGGAACGACCCAAAGAAGCCUCCAAGAUCAACCUCUCCCUCUCCGCUCUGGGGAAUGUGAUUUCAGCCCUGGUGGAUGGCAAAAGUACCCAUAUCCCAUAUCGGGAUUCCAAGCUCACCCGCCUUCUGCAGGACUCUUUGGGUGGCAAUGCCAAGACCAUCAUGGUAGCCACGCUGGGCCCAGCUUCCCACAGCUACGAUGAGAGCUUGUCAACCCUCCGAUUUGCUAAUAGGGCCAAAAAUAUCAAGAACAAGCCACGAAUCAACGAGGAUCCUAAAGAUACACUAUUGCGGGAGUUUCAGGAGGAGAUCAUCCGCCUGAAGGCCCAGUUGGAGAAACGUGGGAUGCUGAGCAAGAAAAGGCGGAGGAGUAGCCGGAGAAAGAAAACCAUAGAUGGGGAGGGAACCCCCGAAGGUGAAGAACCAGAGGACAAUGAGGAUGGAGGGCUGGAAAAAAACAUGAAAAAUUACUUGAAGGAGCAAAAGGAGAGGUUGGAGGAGGAGAAAGCUGCAAUCCAAGAUGACCACAGCCUGGUGAAUGAGGAGAAGCAAAAGCUACUGGAGGAGAAAGAAAAGAUGAUUGAGGAACUCAGGAGGGAGCAAGAGGCCACUGAACUUCUAGCAACCAAAUACAAGGCAAUGGAAAGCAAAUUGCUGAUUGGCGGAAGGAACAUCAUGGACCACACAAAUGAGCAGCAAAAGAUGCUUGAGCUGAAGAGACAGGAAAUUGCAGAGCAGAAGCGGCAUGAGCGGGAAAUGCAACAGGAAGUGCUUUUGCGGGAUGAGGAAACCAUGGAGCUCCGGGAGACAUUCACUUCUUUACAGCAGGAAGUAGAAAUCAAAACCAAGAAGCUCAAAAAGCUUUAUGCCAAGCUUCAAGCUGUAAAGGCAGAGAUCCAGGACCAACACGAUGAAUACAUCCGAGUGCGGCAAGACCUGGAGGAGGCACAGAAUGAGCAGACACGAGAACUGAAACUCAAGUACCUAAUCAUUGAAAAUUUCAUCCCCCCUGAAGAGAAGAACAAGAUCAUGAACCGCCUCUACUUUGACUGUGAGGAGGACCAGUGGAAAUUCCAGCCCUUGGUGCUGACUCCAGGGAGUAGUAGCAGCAGCAGCAACAGCAACUCCACCACGGGGACUCAGAUGAAAAAGCGCCCAACUUCUGCAGUGGGAUACAAAAGGCCAAUCAGCCAAUAUGCUCGCCUAGCCAUGUCAAUGGGGUCCCAUCCUCGGUAUCGGGCUGAGAACAUCAUGUUUCUGGAACUAGAUGUCUCUCCCCCAGCUGUAUUUGAGUUUGAGAUCACACAAGACCAAAGUGAACAGGACCCACGAGCAUUGCAUUUGGAGAGGUUGAUGCGCCUAGAUAGCCUCCUGGAGCGACCUGCAGCAUCCCGAGUACGGAAGUCACGAUCUUGGUGCCAGACUCCUCGCACCUUGCCGUCUUCAGCAACACAAGUCUCCCUGUCCUCCAGCUCACAGAACCCUUCCACAGCACUGGCUCACAAAUAAUAUCCCUCGAGCCCUUCCCCUUCCUUCAGAUAUGAGGACUGCGCUCUUUCUGCCACUGAUUGCCUCUGAGAACACAUAGUCCAGGGAGAGGUGUCCCCUGCACUAGCUCAUCUUUGUCUUUAGCUACUUUGUGUGUGUGUGUCUGUAUGAGAUGAUGGCUCCUCGGGGCCCACAUCCCCAGCGUUCUCUGGAUCUGUCACCCAAUCACUCUAUUUAUUUAACAUAUUUAUUUAUGGUGUGUCUUUGUGAUGAUGCAGGUUUCAAGCUGAGCAGCAACUCCAGUUGGUGGAAGGUGCAGUGCUACUGGCUUUCCGUUAGAGUUGGGGAAUUUGCUCAGCGCACAACGUUUCUAGAAGACAAUGCUUGCUUUUUCUUCAUUCCAUGUAUGUUUUAGACGCAGAAGAAAAAAAUAAUUAGAGGGCAAUGAGAACAAUCUGUACUUAGCUCCAGUGGCGGUUCUGUCUGUUUCUUCUGGACUGUGGAAAUCAUAGUCAACUUUGAUGAGUAUACUAUGCAGUGAGGAUGAUGAGCAAAGUAGGCAAGUCUCAGGGGCAGGAUCUUGAUCUCACCAAAAUCUAUGGAUUUCCUUUUGCUUUUGCAAUAAGGGCACAGGUCUCAUUUCAUCUUCUCUUCAAAUCCUCUUCAUCUACUCUCCACGUAGAGAUGUUGCAGAGAAAUAGCCUGGGCAUCGAUCAUGCAAGCAGAACUAUGAGAGGGCUAACUACAGCAUCUUUGUGACUUUGGGAAACAUUCUCUGCACCUGGUUGAGAAAAAGACAAGACAGCUUUAAGCCGCUAAUAAUUAAAAAAAAAAACUUGAUCAACUUA